UCGGCUCUGGGGAGAGAUACAACCGCAAGACCCGCCUCUUGGGGAACUGACAGGCCUCGCCCCUUGGCUGUGCAAACGCAGCGCUCGUGCCAUAAAACAGGGAAGCUGCAGCGCCGGCUUUGCAAACUCCGUCCGGCUGCGUAAUUGCAAAGUGGGUUUAAAGCUCGUGCGCUUUUACGCUCAACUUUGCGCCACUUCGGGAAGGAUUUCGCUGGUUGACAUCGGGGCAGGAGGAGCAUCGAUGGCGCCCCCGGAGCUGUACCACAAAGAGUUCGCCAGUGCGGGCCAGCGGGCUGGGCUGCAGAUCUGGCGGAUCGAGAAACUGGAUCUGGUGCCGGUGCCCGAACCGUUGCACGGCAACUUCUACGUGGGCGACGCCUACUUGGUGCUGCACACGGUCAAGAGGAGCAACGCCACCUUCUACAAUCUGCACUACUGGCUAGGAAAAGAGUGCAGUCAGGAUGAAAGUACCGCAGCAGCUAUCUUUACGGUUCAGAUGGAUGAUUAUCUUGGAGGAAAGCCUGUUCAGCAUCGGGAAAUCCAGGGAUAUGAGUCUACGCAAUUCGUUGGAUAUUUCAAAGGCGGCAUAAAGUAUAAGGCAGGUGGUGUUGCCUCGGGCUUUAAUCACGUCAUCACCAAUGACCUCAGCGCACGAAGACUUCUGCAUAUCAAAGGCCGGAGAGUGAUUAGAGCCACAGAAGUUCCCCUUAGCUGGGACAGUUUCAACAAAGGAGACUGCUUCAUUGUUGAUCUUGGAACGGAGAUCUACCAGUGGUGUGGCUCCACGUGCAAUAAAUUUGAGCGCCUGAAAGCUACUCAGGUUGCUGUGGGCAUUCGGGACAAUGAACGGAAUGGAAGAGCUCAGUUGAUUGCUGUGGAUGAAGGAAGUGAGCCCAAAGAACUCCUAAAGGUCUUGGGACGGAAACCAGAACUUUGUGAGGGUGAUGAUAACGAUGAUGAGGCUGCCGAUAUUACCAACAGGAAAAGUGCCAAACUCUACAUGGUAUCGGACGCCAGUGGAUCCAUGAAGGUUUCGAUUGUUGCAGAGGAGAAUCCUUUCUUGAGGGCAAUGCUUUUGUCUGAAGAGUGCUUUAUACUGGAUCACGGGGUAGCUAGGAAGAUAUUUGUGUGGAAAGGUAAGAAUGCUAAUCCAAGUGAGAGAAAAGCAGCCAUGAAAUCGGCCGAAGAAUUCAUUCAGCAAAUGAAUUAUCCUGCCAGCACUCAGAUUCAGGUUCUUCCAGAAGGAGGUGAAACACCGAUCUUCAAGCAGUUCUUUAGAGACUGGAAAGAUAAGGAUCAAAGCGAUGGCUUCGGAAAAGUGUACGUCACAGAGAGAGUGGCGAGGAUUGAGCAGGUUGAGUUUGACGCUACCAAGUUGCACGAGUCUCCGCAGAUGGCAGCCCAGCACAACAUGGUCGACGAUGGCUCUGGAAAAGUGGAGAUUUGGCGCGUUGAAAGCAAUGGCAGAAUCCCUGUAGAACCUCAGAGCUACGGGCAGUUUUAUGGUGGAGAUUGCUACAUCAUACUGUACACCUAUCCCAAAGGACAGAUAAUCUACACGUGGCAAGGAGCUCAUGCCACCCUAGAUGAGUUGACUACUUCAGCGUUCUUGACAGUUCAGCUCGACCGGUCACUAGACGGGCACGCAGUCCAGAUCAGAGUCAGCCAAGGCAAGGAGCCUCUGCACUUGUUGAGUCUGUUCAAAGACAAGCCGCUCAUUGUUUACAAGGAUGGGACAUCCAAGAAAGGCGGACAGAAGCCUGCUGCUCCAACACGCUUGUUCCAAAUCCGCAGGAACCUAGCAUCCAUCACCAGGAUUGUCGAGGUUGAUGCGGAUGCCACUUCGUUGAAUUCCAAUGAUGUUUUUGUUUUGAAACUGCCAAGUAAUGCUGGGUAUACCUGGAUUGGGAAAGGAGCAAGCAGAGAAGAAGAGAAGGGGGCGCAGUAUGUAGCUGGUGUCCUCAGGUGCCAAACCUCAAGGAUUGAAGAAGGCCAGGAACCAGAGCCAUUUUGGAGUGCCCUUGGUGGAAAGAAAGAAUACCAGACAUCUGCACAGUUACUGACUGAGUCCGAAGACCAUCCUCCACGUCUUUAUGGCUGUUCUAAUAAGACCGGCAGGUUUAUAAUUGAGGAGGUUCCUGGAGAAUUCACUCAGGAGGACUUGGCUGAAGAUGACGUCAUGCUGCUAGAUACUUGGGAUCAGGUAUUUCUCUGGAUUGGUAAGGAUGCAAAUGAAACGGAACGCACUGAAUCAAUUAAAUCAGCCAAACGCUACAUUGAGACUGAUCCUUCUGGGCGAGAUAAAGGGACUCCACUUGUUAUUGUGAAGCAAGGUUAUGAACCCCCCACAUUCACAGGCUGGUUCUUGGGCUGGGAUUACAACAAAUGGAAAAACUGAAGCUUCAACUGCAGAAGAGAUAUCCCAGGACAGCCAUUCUCUGGCAGCUUUAAGGAUGUGUUUGCAAAUCACUGUAUACGUUGCUGCUGUUGUGGUCCAUGUGCCAAUUGUGUGUGUGUGUGUGUGUGUGUGUACAGCACAGAGGUUGCCAAUAAUUUUGUAAACUGGAAAAACUGCUGUGGGCACCACACACGAGAGAGUGAAGGACCUGUCAGCUUUGGUUCUCUCGGUUUCUCAUUUUUGAAUUCUCCACAUUUCUGCAGCAACUUGCAAUUAAAACAAAAAGAUCCUCAUGAAAAUUCUUAAGUGUUUUCUUAAGAAUUUAUCACAUUAAACACAUUUUUGUAUGCAGUUUUGAUCAAUGUAUACAUUUUUGCAAGCAUUUUCUUCUAAUAUAAUGCGUUUUUUUCAUGCUGUUUUCACUAAUAAUGUUACAUUUUAUGCACAUUUCUCCCCGAUAUAUGCAUUUUUGUAAACAUUUGUUGGGGAACUGCAUCACAACAUUUGGAUACAUGCAUGGCUGUGUUUUGGUUCUCAUAUUGUUUCGGAGAGUGCAAAUUUGAUCAAUUGAGCUUUAAAUGUAAACUGAAUAAAAUCCCCCCCCCAUCCCUACUACACACACACACACACAGCUCAACCUAUUAUUUUGGCAGGCUACAAUACAAUGCUUCUUUCAAGCCUAAUUUCAGUGAGGGGUGGGGAGGAAUGGGGCCCUAUGAGCACCGGGAAAAGCCUGCACAGGUACCUGCAGCAUAGCUGUCAACUUCCAGAUUGGAAAAUAAGGGAUCAGCAGCGGCGCGGCACCGGAAGUCACUUCUGCACAUGUCCAGACAUGUGCAGAAGCGACUUCCGGUGCCGGCUCUGCCCGAUUUCCGGUGCCCAUGUCUGCAUGUCUGGGCACCAGAAAUCACUUCUGCGCAUGCCCGGGCAUGCACAGAGGUGAUUUCCGGCAUCACUCGGCAAGCCAAGUGAGCGAGCAGCCAGCCGGGAGCCGGGACAUUUAUGCAGCUGAGGAGCCUUCCUGGCCAACAGAAGCUGCUUUCUUACAAAUCCGGGGGAUUUACGGGGUAUUUUGCAAUUCGGGAUAACAGCGGGAAACGGAUUUAAAUACGGGGGUUUCCUGCGAAAAACGGUCUCCAUUAGGAAUAGCGAUGGGUGAGUUACACUCAGCUCAGACCUUGCUUGGUAAUCAUGACUUCCCAGUGAGCAUUCAGAAGCUCGCCUGAUUUCUCAGAGCUCUCGGCUAGCUCAUGUUGGUGCGGUCUUUUUAGAUUGCUUUCGCUUUAGUUAUUGUUGACACUGUAUUUUUCAGUGAGUUUUUAUUGUCCCCUAAAAAUGCCUCCUAUUUUUAGUUCAAGUACUGGAUGCUAAUCCUGACUUAUCUUUCAAAUGUUUAAG
Messenger RNA from Zootoca vivipara (common lizard), 3796 nucleotides. RefSeq names its product scinderin (gene SCIN). Gene Ontology annotation, biological process: actin polymerization or depolymerization; cell projection assembly; central nervous system development. The record is from RefSeq and is a predicted model, not a curated record. Gene Ontology annotation, molecular function: actin filament binding; phosphatidylinositol-4,5-bisphosphate binding. NCBI's taxonomy places the organism in Eukaryota, Metazoa, Chordata, Lepidosauria, Squamata, Lacertidae. Gene Ontology annotation, cellular component: actin cytoskeleton; cytoplasm.